Molecule: messenger RNA, 1323 nt
Organism: Diversispora eburnea
Lineage: Eukaryota; Fungi; Glomeromycota; Glomeromycetes; Diversisporales; Diversisporaceae
Source: the annotation of a GenBank genome assembly
AUGUCACUUAAAGUUCUUACACGUUCCGCUUCAGAUUAUAUUCGUGAAACUCCUCAUGACAUUCAUAAAAUUAAAAGAAACUUAGAUCCCAAAAUACAUCCGUUUGAAAAAGCUCGCGAAUAUAAUAGAGCUCUUAAUGCUGUUAAAUUGGAACGCAUGUUUGCAAAACCUUUUGUAGGAGCUUUAAGUGGUCACUCUGAUGGUGUAUACUGUAUGGCUAAACACCCAAAAAAAUUAACAACAUUUAUUUCUGGGAGUGGUGAUGGAGAAUUGAGAAUUUGGGAUUUGACCGAACGAAUAACUACAUGGAAAGUUGCUGGACAUAAAAGUAUUAUCAAAGGUGUUUGCUGCAGUCCAGUAAACAAUAACCUUUAUUUUUCAUGUGGAACUGAUAAAACAAUAAAAAUCUGGAAUCCUGAACAAUCGAGAGAAGAACCAUUAAACACAUUUAUUGGAAAAUUCGCAUAUAGCGCAAUAGAUCAUCAUCGUUCAAAUUCAAUAUUUGCGACAUCUGGAUCACAAAUUGAUGUUUGGGAUGAAAAUAGAUCGAAUCCUAUCAAAACUUUUACAUUUGAUUCUGAAAUGACGAAUACUGUUCGAUUUAACCAAACCGAAGUAAACAUUUUAGGUAGUUGUGGGACGGAUCGUGAAAUAGUACUUUAUGAUCUUAGAAUGAAUUCACCUUUGAGUAAAUUAGUCAUGAAGACCAAUGCUCUCGCUUGGAAUCCAAUGGAAGCAUUCAUUUUCGUAACCGCAAAUGAGGAUCAAAAUUGUUACACUUUUGAUAUGCGUAAAAUGGAUUGUGCUUUAAAUGUUUUCAAAGAUCAUGUUUCAGCAGUAUUAGAUGUAGAUUAUUCUCCAACAAGUGAAGAAAUUGUUACUGGUGCAUACGAUAAAACUAUUCGUAUUUUUAAUGCACGUCAAGGACAUAGUCGUGACGUUUAUCAUACAAAACGAAUGCAGCGUAUUUUCUGUGUUAAAUAUAGUAUGGAUUCAAAAUAUAUACUUUCUGGUUCAGAUGAUGGUAACGUUAGACUUUGGAAAACAAAUGCAUCGGAAAAAAUUGGACCGAAGGAUUUCAGAGAACGAGCUCAUCUAGAAUAUUCAGAUCGACUAAAAGAAAGAUAUAAAAGUCUACCGGAAAUAAAAAGAAUUUCAAGACAUAGAAAUAUUCCAAAAGAAAUAAAAAAUGCCCAAUAUAAAAAACGUAUUAUGCUUCAAUCUCGAAAACAAAAAGAAGAGAAUUUGCGCAAACAUUCAAAAAAGGGUUCGGUUCCAUAUCAAGCAGAAAGAAAGAAAUCUAUUAUUGGUAUCGCCAAAUAA